UUUUCCGCAAGUGAUCCCGGACGUCGCGGGAGCGGCCGGCGGGGUCCCAGAAGUUCUGCUUGGAGCCGGGGGGUCUGGGCGCAGCCUCGGGCCGGCGGAGACAUAAAGCAGAGUCACUAUAAUUAUUUCUAACGUCAAUUUCAAACUAUUUACCCUUGGAUAUCAGUCCAAUUAUAUGACAUUAUGGCUGGUUAUAAGCCUGUAGCUAUUCAAACAUAUCCUAUACUUGGUGAAAAAAUCACCCAGGAUACACAGUACUGGAACAACUAUAAGACCCCUGUUCAGAUCAAGGAGUUUGGUGCAGUGUCAAAAGUUGACUUUUCUCCGCAGCCUCCAUAUAAUUAUGCUGUCACAGCUUCUUCAAGGAUUCACAUUUAUGGCCGGUACUCCCAAGAACCUAUAAAAACCUUUUCUCGAUUUAAAGACACGGCAUACUGUGCUACUUUUCGACAGGACGGUAGACUGCUGGUGGCUGGCAGUGAAGAUGGUCGAGUUCAGCUUUUUGAUAUAAGUGGGAGGGCUCCUCUCAGGCAGUUUGAAGGCCAUACUAAAGCAGUUCAUACAGUAGAUUUUACAGCUGACAAAUAUCAUGUGGUCUCUGGAGCUGAUGAUUAUACAGUUAAAUUAUGGGAUAUUCCAAACUCCAAAGAAGUUCUGACAUUUAAAGAACAUUCUGAUUAUGUGAGGUGUGGAUGUGCUAGCAAACUGAACCCGGAUCUCUUUGUAACAGGGUCAUAUGAUCAUACUGUGAAGAUGUUUGAUGCCCGAACAAACCAGAGUGUUAUCUCUGUUGAGCACGGGCAGCCAGUGGAGAGUGUGCUGCUUUUUCCUUCUGGAGGUCUUCUGGUGUCAGCAGGAGGUCGCUAUGUGAAAGUCUGGGACGUACUGAAAGGGGGACAGUUGUUGGUGUCCUUGAAGAACCAUCACAAGACUGUGACAUGCUUGUGUCUGGGCAGCUCCGGGCAGAGGUUGCUUUCCGGCUCACUGGACAGGAAGGUGAAAGUUUACAGUACAACUUCCUACAAAGUAGUCCACAGUUUUGAUUACGCAGCUUCAAUUUUGAGUCUUGCACUUGCACAUGAAGAUGAGACAAUAGUUGUAGGAAUGACCAAUGGAAUACUGAGUGUUAAACAUCGGAAAUCUGAAGCAAAGAAGGAUUCUCUUCCUAGGAGAAGAAGGCCUGCAUAUCGAACCUUUAUUAAAGGAAAAAAUUACAUGAAGCAACGGGAUGACAUUUUGAUCAACAGGCCGUCAAAGAAACACCUAGAAUUGUAUGACAGGGAUCUGAAAAAUUUCCGAAUCUCUAAGGCGCUUGACAGAGUCCUUGAGCCCAGUUGUACAAUACAGACACCUGAGGUUACAGUUUCCAUCAUAAAGGAGCUAAAUCGAAGAGGAGUCCUUGCAAAUGCCCUCGCAGGUCGAGAUGAAAAGGAAAUCAGUCGUGUUCUUAAUUUUCUGAUAAGGAAUCUAUCUCAGCCGAGAUUUGCCCCUGUUUUGAUCAAUGCUGCUGAAAUAAUUAUUGAUAUCUAUCUGCCUGUGAUUGGUCAGUCACCUGUAGUUGAUAAGAAGUUUUUGGUACUUCAAGGACUUGUUGAAAAAGAGAUUGAUUACCAAAGAGAACUCCUAGAAACCUUGGGGAUGAUGGAUAUGCUUUUUGCUACCAUGACAAGGAAAGAAAGCACUUCUAUCUUGCAGCAUACGUCUGAUGGAUUUCCAGAGAAAAAGAAGAUGGAAUCAUAGUGUCUGCUUAAUAAGACUCCUAGGAACUCCUAACUUGGAUUAGAUUUGAUUCUAUUGACUAUUGGAAAGAGAAUCUCCUUGACACAGUAUAAAAAACUAUUUAUAGAAGCAA
Ceratotherium simum simum (southern white rhinoceros) is the source of this 1852-nucleotide messenger RNA. RefSeq names its product UTP15 small subunit processome component (gene UTP15). Gene Ontology annotation, biological process: rRNA processing; positive regulation of transcription by RNA polymerase I. Gene Ontology annotation, molecular function: protein binding. The record is from RefSeq and is a predicted model, not a curated record. Gene Ontology annotation, cellular component: nucleolus. NCBI's taxonomy places the organism in Eukaryota, Metazoa, Chordata, Mammalia, Perissodactyla, Rhinocerotidae.